Molecule: messenger RNA, 2732 nt
Organism: Alligator sinensis (Chinese alligator)
Lineage: Eukaryota; Metazoa; Chordata; Crocodylia; Alligatoridae
Gene: ABCF3
Product: ATP binding cassette subfamily F member 3
Exons: 21
Coding region: 1-2148 (715 amino acids)
Molecular function (GO): ATP binding; ATP hydrolysis activity
Source: RefSeq, a predicted model, not a curated record
AUGAAGACGUGUCGGUCCGAGCCCCGAACGCUGGGAGACCGCACCGGCCAGGCUGACGUGGUCUUACUGCGAACUUCCAGUGAAGCUCUGGCUUCGAUCUUCAACCGAAUCGUCCAGUCGGAGGACGAGCUGUUCGAAGCGGUCGGGGAGCUCCUGCAGGACGUGUCCCGCGACUCCAAAGACGAUGAGGACAUCCGGGACGUCUGUCGCAGGAUGUACGACGCGCUGCACAUGGACGACGAGAAACCCCGGGGCUGCAACCAGGUGCUGCUGGACGCCCCCAUUCAGCUCUCCCAGAUCACGGACGGCUGUGAUGCGGGCGUGGACCUGUUACCAAAGCUGCUGCUGAAGAGAGACCAGACCUCGAUGGUGAAUGCCAAGAAGCUGCAGAAAGCUGAAGCCAGGCUGAAGGCUAAGCAGGACAAGAGGUUGGAGAAGGAUACCCUGAAGUCCAGUAACCCGCUGGUCCUGGAGGAGGCGUCUGCCAGCCAAGCCGCCAGCAAGAAGGAAACACGCAUGGAGUCGUCGGGCAAGAACAAGUCAUAUGAUGUGCGCAUUGAGAACUUCGAUGUGUCCUUCGGUGAGCGGGUGCUGCUAGCAGGCUCAGACCUGAACCUGGCAUUUGGCCGGCGCUAUGGACUGGUGGGCAGGAAUGGGCUGGGCAAGACUACCCUGCUGAAGAUGAUCGCCAGCCGGAGCCUGCGCAUCCCCUCACACAUCCGCAUCCUGCACGUGGAGCAGGAGGUGGCGGGGGAUGACACGCCGGCGCUGCAGAGCGUGCUGGAGUGCGACCUCAUGCGGGAGGGCCUGCUGCGCGAGGAGAAGGAGCUGACGGCUAGGGUCAAUGCCGGCAGGGCAGAGGGAACAGAAGUUGCCAGACUUUCAGAAAUCUAUGCCAAGCUGGAGGAGAUCGAAGCAGACAAGGCGCCAGCAAGGGCAUCUGUCAUUCUUGCUGGGCUGGGCUUCAGUGCGAAGAUGCAGCAGCAGACGACCAAAGAGUUUUCAGGAGGCUGGAGAAUGAGGUUGGCCUUGGCCAGAGCCCUUUUUGCCAGGCCGGAUCUUCUUCUGCUUGAUGAGCCAACUAACAUGCUGGAUGUGAGAGCCAUUCUGUGGCUGGAGAACUACCUGCAGACAUGGCAGUCCACCAUCCUUGUGGUGUCCCACGACAGGAACUUCCUCAACGCCGUGGCCACCGACAUCAUCCACCUGCAUUCACAGCGGCUGAACGCUUACCGGGGCGACUUCGAGAACUUCAUGAAGAUCAAGGAGGAGAGACUGAAGAACCAGCAGCGCGAGUACGAGGCCCAGCAGCAGUACCGCGAGCACAUCCAGGUCUUCAUAGAUCGAUUUCGCUACAAUGCAAACCGGGCGUCUCAAGUGCAGAGCAAACUCAAGCUGCUGGAGAAGCUGCCAGAGCUGAAAGCAGUGGACAAGGAGUCGGAGGUGAUCAUGAAGUUCCCCGAUGGCUUUGAAAAGUUCUCUCCCCCAAUCCUGCAGUUGGACGAAGUGGAUUUCUACUAUGACUCAAAUAACUACAUCUUCCGUGGCCUCUCUGUCUCGGCUGACCUGGAAUCCCGGAUCUGUGUGGUUGGGGAGAACGGAGCUGGGAAGUCAACCAUGCUAAAGAUCCUGAUGGGAGACCUGGCUCCAGUCAGAGGGAUCAGACACGCGCACAGGAACCUGAAGAUUGGCUACUUCAGUCAGCACCAUGUAGACCAGCUGGACUUGAACAUCAGUGCUGUAGAGCUACUGGCAAAGAAGUUCCCAGGGAAGACAGAGGAGGAGUAUCGUCACCAGCUGGGAAGCUACGGUGUCUCAGGGGAGCUGGCCGUCCGCCCCGUUGCUAGCCUGUCUGGAGGUCAGAAGAGCCGUGUAGCAUUUGCCCAGAUGACCAUGCUCUGUCCCAACUUCUAUAUCCUGGAUGAGCCGACAAACCACCUAGACAUGGAGACCAUCGAGGCCCUGGCGAAAGCGCUGAAUAAAUUUCGGGGCGGCGUGAUCCUGGUGUCCCACGACGAGCGCUUCAUCCGCCUGCUGUGCCAAGAGCUGUGGGUGUGCGAGAAGGCGACGGUGACGCGCAUUGAGGGCGGCUUCGACGAGUACAGGGACAUCCUGCAGGAGCAGUUCCGGAAGGAGGGCUUCCUAUAGGGGAGGCACCGGACUGCGGGCGCUGGCUGGCGCGGGCUGUCCUCCCCGCCGCGUGCCUGGUGGAGCAGCAGCGAUGCCCAGCUCCACCCAUGGACUGCCGGCUCCGCCAUCUCCAUUCCUUCCCACUGGAGCUGCAGAGGCACCGGUGGGGUGGGGGUGGGGGCCUGCUUUUGCCUCUCGAGCUGCACCCGGCCUCUGCCACGCAGGGGUGAAAGGACACCUGGGCUGGGGGCGUCACUCACUACGUGUCCCUGGCCUGGCGCUGCCACGUGUCGCACCUUGAGUUGCUGCUGAAAAGAGGGGAAGGAGCCGAGCCCCCCAGUUUGGACUUGGUGGGGGAGACCUCUCGCCCCCUCGGCAGAGGAGCUGCUGCCUCUUCAGCCAUGUUUAUCUGCCAAACACGAGUCAGCCCCUCCUCGGAGCACGCUUCUGUCCUGGCUUGGCCUUGCCCUACUGCUCCCUUCCCGUGCUGGGGCGGCGGAGCCCCCUGCCUCUCCCCCCGUUUCAGGGAAGCGAUGCGGAGAGGGCUCGUGCCCCUUGCCCGAGAGGCGGUACCGCACCCCGCUGCCCCCGCACCGGCCCAG